GGAGGUACAGGCUAGCCAGAUGUGUCGUUUUUCUGGUGAUUAAACCAAAGUGGACUGUGAAAACUUCUCCAGUUUGGACCCAUGGGUAAUGUGCAACUUCCAGCAGCUGUAAAGCAUUGCCUCAGCUACCAGCAUCUACUUAGGGAUCAGCUUUGGAGUGGAGACAUUAAUGUUCAUGAACAGGAAUCAUAUGCAGUUGGACUUCCACACCAUGUUAAAAUAGUAGAAGUUGGGCCAAGAGAUGGACUACAGAAUGAAAAGAACUUUGUACCAACCAAUGUAAAAAUUGAGUUAAUCAAUCGUCUUUCUGAAGCAGGAUUACCUGCAGUAGAAGUGACUAGCUUUGUUUCUUCAAAAUGGGUUCCACAGAUGUCGGAUCAUACAGAAGUUAUGCAAGGUAUAACAAAGUACUCUGGUGUAAACUACCCUGUUCUCACUCCAAAUAUAAAAGGAUUUCAUUCAGCAAUUGCAGCAGGUGCUACAGAGGUAUCUGUAUUUGGGGCAGCAUCACAAACCUUCAGUGAAAAAAAUAUUAAUUGUUCCAUUGAAGAAAGCUUGGAAAAAUUUGAAGACGUUAUUAAGGCCGCCCACAACAUAAAUGUUCCAGUACGAGGGUACGUCUCUUGUGUAUUAGGAUGUCCAUAUGAAGGGGAUGUUGCAGCAUGUAAAGUAGCAGAGAUUGCAAAAAGGUUGUACAGUAUGGGUUGCUAUGAGAUUUCAUUAGGAGACACAAUUGGAAUUGGAACCCCUGGCAACAUGAGGAAAAUGCUUGAUGUUGUUAUAAAGGAAGUUCCUACAGGCGCCCUGGCUGUUCAUUGUCAUGACACAUAUGGACAGGCUCUUGCCAAUAUCCUUACAGCAUUACAGAUGGGGGUUAAUGUUGUAGAUUGUGCAGUUGCUGGAUUAGGUGGCUGCCCCUAUGCAAAUGGUGCAACAGGGAAUGUUGCCACUGAAGAUGUACUUUACAUGCUGAAUGGAUUAGGUAUUCAUACUUUUUACAAAGAGAAGUUGCAUUAUAGGAAAAUGUAUCAGCUGUACUGGCACUUAGAACCAGGCUUCCACAAAGCUGUUAGGCGAAACCAAAUACCAAAUACCAAGAUGUACCAGAUAUUUUAUCCUCAAAACACUCUCCACUCAGUGAUUGCUCUGCAUAUUCAUGUGUAUUAUUCCAUACCAGUUGAAAACAAAGCUGCCACAAGUGAUAAUAAUUGA
Molecule: messenger RNA, 1212 nt
Organism: Bombina bombina (fire-bellied toad)
Lineage: Eukaryota; Metazoa; Chordata; Amphibia; Anura; Bombinatoridae
Gene: HMGCLL1
Product: 3-hydroxymethyl-3-methylglutaryl-CoA lyase like 1
Exons: 11
Coding region: 82-1212 (376 amino acids)
Biological process (GO): ketone body biosynthetic process; L-leucine catabolic process
Cellular component (GO): endoplasmic reticulum; cytosol
Molecular function (GO): hydroxymethylglutaryl-CoA lyase activity
Source: RefSeq, a predicted model, not a curated record